Messenger RNA from Tilletiaria anomala UBC 951, 1943 nucleotides. Its product is annotated as putative benzoate 4-monooxygenase cytochrome P450. The transcript is spliced from 6 exons. The coding region runs from base 188 to 1804 and encodes 538 amino acids. NCBI's taxonomy places the organism in Eukaryota, Fungi, Basidiomycota, Exobasidiomycetes, Georgefischeriales, Tilletiariaceae. The record is from RefSeq and is a predicted model, not a curated record. Gene Ontology annotation, molecular function: oxidoreductase activity, acting on paired donors, with incorporation or reduction of molecular oxygen; monooxygenase activity; iron ion binding.
GGCGAGGCAAUAAACGAGGCCAGCAAGUAUAAAUGGGAUAUUCGGGUAGCAGGCGAUAUCCAUUCAUUUCUCUCCAUUCCCCGUGAUACGCUCUUGAAAGGUUCUCUUCACCGCCGGGAAGGCGUAAGGAACGCCCGAUUGAUCAAACACCGCACCUCUGAAAGGGUUUCAAACAAUAGUUGCCAGGAUGGUUGAAAGCGACCUCGUCGUUGCGCUCCGCAACCUGGGCACAUGGUCUCUCUCAUCGCUCAUCAACAUCGUUAUCACGCUCGCCCUCGCUGUAGCAUUGGCCCACGUGGUCCCCUUCCUGAUCAAUUACUCUGCGAUCGGCGUGCCCGGGCCUCUGCUCGCUAAGUUCUCCGACAUCUGGCUCGUAUUGCAGGCAAAGAGUGGACACCGGUCCGAGAAUGUUCAUGUUCUGCACAAGAAAUAUGGAAAGUUUGUCCGCCUGGCACCCAAUCAUAUUUCCGUCGCCGAUCACGAAGCGCUCCAACCUGUAUAUGGCCACUCGACCGGAACCCUCAAGGCGCCAUUCUACAGCGCAUUUGUGCCGCCGCGCCCCUUUCCUCGCGGCCUCUUCAACACGCAAGAUCGUGCCGAGCAUUCGCGCAAGCGCAAGAUCGUCUCGCACACCUUUGCCCCUCGCUCGAUUGUCCAAUUUGAGCCCUUCAUCCGUCGCGAAGCACAUUUGCUCCUCGAGCGUUGGGACGAGCUUAGCGUCCAAGCGGAGGAGGAGGCAGCACAGGGACCGCGCGGCCUCAAGGGAUUCGCAUGGAUCGACGUUUUGGAGUGGAUGAACUUCUGGGCUUUUGAUACAAUCGGCACGCUCGCGUUUGGUGCGGCGUUCGGUAUGCUCGAAACGGGUAAAGACCGCGCGCGCGUCGAGUACGAGGAUCCAUCGACAGGCAAAAAGACGGUCGACGACUGCUCCGCGAUCAAGAUCAUCAACGAACGGGGCGAGUACAGCGGCACGAUGGGCUGCGCACCCGAAUGGAUCAGGCCCUACCUCGCCAAGCUGCCGUGGUUUGCGCAGCGUCUCAAGAGCGUCAAGGCGCUGACAGGUAUCGCGCUUGCGCGGGUCAACGACCGACUGUUGAACGGCAGUGAGAGGGAGGACCUUCUUGCUAUGCUCCAGGCCGCCAAGGAUGAGACGGGAGAGCCGAUGGGCAAGAUGGAGCUCACCGCCGAAGCAUUGACACAGCUCAUUGCGGGCAGCGACACGACUUCUAACACGUCGUGUGCAAUCCUCUACCACCUCAUCACGCACCCGCAGGCGCUCAAUAAGCUGCGCGCAGAGCUCGACAGUGCACUGAAGGAUGCGGAAGAGGUACCUCUGUACUCGGACGUGAAGGAGCUGCCGUACCUCAAUGCUGUGAUCAACGAGUCGCUGCGCUACCACUCCACCUCAGGAAUCGGCCUACCGCGGCUGAUCCCCGCGCCGGGAACGCACAUCUGCGGCAAGUACUUCCCCGCCGGUAGCGUUGUGUCGGUGCCAGCGUACACAAUCCACCGCGACCCGAAGGUGUUCGGCGCAGAUGCAGAGGAGUACAGCCCAGAUCGGUGGCUUGCGAAGGGCGCGGCGCAGCGAUUCGAAAAGUCGUUCAUUCCGUUCAGCAUCGGACCACGCGCGUGCGUCGGCCGCAAUGUGGCCCUUCAAGAGCUGGCGAUCAUCGUCGCCUCCCUCGUCAGGCGGUACGACUUUGAGCUGCGCGACCCGGGUAUGCACUUUGACACGGCCGAGGGAUUCCUGCGCAAGCCUCUCACUCUGCCUGCUGGUAUUAAGCGGAGGACGACGGCAAAGUGAGCGGCGUGCGUAACCUCCCAACACUCCGUUCCAUCCAUCAACAACGAUACAAGCAUUUCCCUCUCUCCCCGAGUUGCGCUGGCAAUGAACGCUGUUGGAGCGUCACUGUACCUCCGCAAUCUUAGAAAGAUCGAAUCUA